Messenger RNA from Meloidogyne enterolobii, 295 nucleotides. Lineage: Eukaryota; Metazoa; Nematoda; Chromadorea; Rhabditida; Meloidogynidae. The record is from the annotation of a GenBank genome assembly.
UACAACAGUAAGCAGAGAUAUGACUUGGUUUUUAAGGAAAUAUAAUUAUUGGCCAUCAUAUAAUAUUCCAUUUUUAAAGAAAAUUUCUGAUUUGGGUGGAUUUACUGAAAAAGCAAAUAUUAAUAAUUGGUGGCGUUGGGGUUAUUCCCCUAGAGCUAAAAUAUUUCAAAGAGAUCAUAAUAAAGUUAAAGAUAUGGAAACAUUAAGGGAAUUAAUGAGAUAUAAUGAUUACAAACACGAUGAAUAUUCAAAAUGUAAAUGUGACCCACCAUACACAGCAGAUGUUUAUUUUUGA